GCAAACUCUAGUUUUAUUUCCGUCAUGGACUGUGGACAGAAUAGGCCCGAGAGCAUCAAGCUCUGCUAGAAUGGUGUUGAUCGACAAUGCUGCGUUUUGAUUUUCAGGUACAACAUUAGCAUUGUGUUGCUUUAUUAUGCAAAAUGCUCCGACGGCCUGAUCCUUUUAUCCCAUUGUGAUGUCCCAUUGUUACCAAUACUAUACUGAAACAAUCUAGUUGCACAAGUAGACUUGACUGACUCGGAUGUUAUCUGUGACUUGUUAAACAUUUGAUCUCAUUCACAAGCUGAUUUAUCCCAUCCAACUAUAAUGAGCCAACCCAACACUUCAGAUCAUCAGCAACAUCCCAAAACCGUGGUUGUCGGUUCUCUAGAAGGUCCUUCCAAUGAGCGCAUCAAAAGACCCAUGAAUGCCUUCAUGGUUUGGUCUAGAAUCCAAAGGAGGAAAAUAUCUUUGGAGAACCCCAAGCUACACAACUCCGAAAUCUCCAAACAUCUAGGUUUUGAGUGGAAGUUUUUGACCGAGGACAAAAAGCGGCCUUUUAUAGAUGAGGCCAAACGACUGCGUGCACAACAUUUGAAAGAUCACCCCAAUUACAAAUACAAGCCUCGUCGCCGUCCCAAGGUCUCUUUUCAUCCUUCCAAUGUUGAGCCUCGAAUAAGUCAAUCCCAAUUGAGGGUCCUGAACCCCAGCACAAGCUUCACGGCCAGAUCAACGUCCAUUUCGGAGCCUAAACUCCGUUUCACGAUGACCUUUCCGAAUCUAGAACCCAAGUGUGGAGCCGAUACAACGGUUUCAUCCCUGCCCAGUUACCCCCAUCAAACAUCAUUGGGGAUCACAUAUCACGGCACCUCGGCCUUGAUGCAAUCGUUAGGCCCGAAUUCAGGCCCCUCAACAACACCUUCGUUGCCGGACUUUUCUUAUUUUUACGACCGACCCCCGGGGGACCUUUUUCCAUCACAAAUGGGCUUUCUUCAAGGACAAGUUUGCCGUGGACAGAUUUAGGUGUGGGCGAACGGACUGAAUUUCCCAAACCUGUCACAUUCUUGUACCAACCCUUGUGAGGGUGUUGCUUUGGUUCUACACUUUUGACUUGCUUAAAUGAAUGAGUAGAAAAUAUGAAAAGUUAUUUUUGAA
This is a messenger RNA of Tigriopus californicus, 1137 nucleotides long. Its product is annotated as transcription factor Sox-21-A-like. The transcript is spliced from 2 exons. Lineage: Eukaryota; Metazoa; Arthropoda; Copepoda; Harpacticoida; Harpacticidae. Gene Ontology annotation, biological process: regulation of DNA-templated transcription; anatomical structure morphogenesis; cell differentiation. Gene Ontology annotation, molecular function: DNA-binding transcription factor activity, RNA polymerase II-specific; RNA polymerase II cis-regulatory region sequence-specific DNA binding. Bases 310 to 1005 code for a protein of 231 amino acids. The record is from RefSeq and is a predicted model, not a curated record.